GUGAAAACCAUUUUAGCAAGCGUUUUUGCAGAGAGGGUUUCGGUGGUGGUGGUGGGCAGGGGAGGGGGUAGGUUAUGUGUGUGUAAAAAAAAAAAUCAUAUAUUUUGAUUGUUAAAAAUAUACCCAAAACGUAAUAACAUGUAAGGUUUUAUGAUUGCCGAGCGGCAGCGCUCUCUGCUUCCAUUGGUUUUUUUUUUUUUUUUUUUUUUAUAAUCUGAUGUUUACACGGCCAGCGUUUCAGAGGCUAUCAAACAGACAUGAAGCAAUAUGUCUUUGAAGAAAAAGUUUCGGAAGAAGAUUCGACGCGCGGGGAAAACACUUCGCUUCUGCGUCUCGUGCACUAGCUGGGGCGAGUACGACGUCGAUGACUUCAGGUUUGACUCUCCCGAGGAGGAGGAGCUCCAGGACACCCAGCAGUCAUCGGACGUGCUCGAACUCAGCUAUGCUAACCACCACACCGUGUCCUGGUGCGUGCUCCACGGACGAACCCGCUUGCCACUCAACGCUUUCGAGGAGGCUCUGUGGCAGGAGAACUUCGCGGUAAAAGUUCCCAUUCUACCCGGCAUGUCUUGUCCCGUAUUAAACGUGUGUCUCGGUUUCCAGGACCACGAGCUGAAGUCAGUCAAGCAGUUGUUGUUCUACUCUUCUUACACCUACAAGAGUUCCAACUGGAGCACGGCUUUUCUGCAGUCGGAGUUCGCCAUGAUAGCGAGUCAGAAUUACCCCGAGGACCCCAUCAUCGACGGACUGCCGGCCACCGUCUGGCUGGAGUGCCUCGAGCCGACGCUGUGUAUCAUGGUGUCACUGUCUCGUCUCAAACACCGGAGGUGUAACAUCACGUCGCCCAAGAAGUACCCCGAGAUUCCAGACAGCACCCACAGUCGGCAUGGUGAUUUCGAGUUUGGCCCUCUGGCGGUGUUCGCCGGCAACAGGAUAGUUAACUUGGGAAUGGAUUUCCUUCUACAACAUAUUGAAGAAGAUGCAGCAUCUAUUAUCGAACUGAUGUCAUAUCAGCCUGGGAGAUCUCGAAACCGUCGUCGAAGACUCGCUAGAAACCAAAGCCCAAGAGAGCAUGAUGGCAUGGAACUGAUGGAGAGUAACACAAACCAGUCUGCCAACCCAGACCCUCCAAACCUAGAACCUCCAACCUCAGAACAUCGAACCUCAGAACAUCCAACGCCAGAACGUCCAAAUGUAGAACCUCAAAACGCAGAACCUCUAAACCCAGAACCUUCACUCCAAAUAUCCUACUCGGAAGAAUACGACGGCAACACCAAUCAGUCAGCCACCAAACACACUGCUGACAGUUUCAAGCUGACUCCUGUUCUGUACGUGUGGAACAACGAGUCGCGGACAUCGGAUGUGGAGGUAACGCCGGCCGAGAGAUAUGAUAUUAUGUCGUCUGUCCACUUCAACUACACGAUGUUCAUAAGCGCUCGUCCCAACACAAAGGAGCAUAGUCAUCAUGGCAGGCACGUGUGCGAGAUGGCGUCCCGGGAUCCUGUAGUAAGGAGGUAUCUCCUACAGUGCAGCAACAAACCGCCAUCAAAGACAGACACGUGGUUUGACCGAGUGUACACGGAACAUUAUUUAAGAACCGAAACGCAGCAAGAUCUCCCCGCAGAAAGUGCCCCGGUGACAGAACAGCAUGUGCCUUUUCUCAGAAAAGUGACCCGAAACAUCAGACGAGGCCUCCGACGUCUACACCACUGGUACUGCAUACCGGCAUUCUUUGUGCAGAGAGAGGUCAUAGGUCAGUUACGACACCGAUUUGAUCGCCGCAGCCGUCGUCGUAGUCGUAGACGAAACCAGGAAGACGAACAAGUACAAGAGCACUGGGAAGAAGAUAGAGAGUUAUGGGACGAAGUUUAAUGAAGUAGAUGAUGUGGUGAUAGUGAAAAACGGAUCCCAUCGAGUGUUUUUAAAAAAAGUUAUUUCUGUCUCAUUCGCAUGACCAUCUUGGUCUAAUUCGGAUAGCGGAGCCAAAUUUGUUCAUUUUUAAAGCCUUUCAAAUUAAGUGAUAAUGUAAUUUUCUACUAGAUAAUAGGACUGCUGCUAUUUGUAGUCCAGUUUGGAUAUUAUUAAUAAUAACCACUUUUUAAAAAAAAGAAAUGGCUUGGGAAAGGUGUAUCUCAAAUCCGUGAUCUUGUUGACGAGUACGGCAACUUUUUAACUUUAACCGCAUUUAAUAAUUUAUACAAAUUAAAUGCAUCUUUUUUAGAGUAUCAAGGAGUUAUUAACUCACUUAAGGCUUACCUUAGGAAGACGAAACUGAGUAUAAUAGAAACAAAUAUUCCUUUAGAUGAUUCUCCUGUUCAACAAAAACUUUGUUCUAUCAGAAAUGGCUCAAAACUAUAAUAUUACACACUGGUAACUUCUGAAAAGCCAAAUUCUGCAAUAUCAAAAUGGCAAAAUUAUUUUAUUUCAGACCUUAAUUGGUACACUAUUUAUUUAAAACCAUUUGUAACCACGCAAGAAAUAAAAGUUAGAUGGUUCCAAUAUAGAAUACUUCAUAGAAUACUAAUAGUUUCGCAUAUAAAUUAAAAUUAAUUGACAGUGAAAUGUGUACGUUUUGUCAUGAAGGAAAAGAAUCUAUAGUGCAUUUAUUUUGGGAAUGUAAAAUUGUUCAUAACUUUUGGAAUUAUUAUUUAAAUUGGUUAUCAAACUCAUGUAAGCAUAUACACAUGUAUAUAAUUUAAAGCUUUCUCUUGAGCUAGUGAUAUUUGGAUGUAAAGAUCAUAUUAAAACAGAUAGUGUUUUUGACCUGCUACUAUUAUUAACUAAAUAUUUUAUAUAUUUGUAUAAAUGUAAAGUGCAACGGGUCCAAUUAAAUAUUAUACACUUCCAAAACGAAGCUAAACAAAGAUAUAAAGUAGAACAAUGUAUUUAUUUUAGUAAGAACAAUCUUAAUAAAUUCUUCACCAAGUGGUCAGUGUAUUAUUCUCUCUUUGAACAGACCUAAUUUUUGUAACUUUCCUUGUGUAUCGUCUUGUUCCCAGCGGUCCACGCAUUAAUAAUGUAGAUACAUACAUAUGUAUAUGUAUGUGUGUGUAUGUGUAUAUAUUAAAUAUAUAUUAAAUAUUUAUGUACGUCGUUCAUAGAAUGGAAAAGGAUGAAAGUAUGUUAUUGUUGUUUUUUGCGUGAGAGAAAGAUAAAUGGAUAGCUACAUUGAUUAGAUAUGGAGAGAGAGAGAGAGAGAGAGAGAGAGAGAGAGAGAGAGAGAGAGAGAGAGAGAGAGAGAGAGAGAGAGA
Gigantopelta aegis is the source of this 3251-nucleotide messenger RNA. RefSeq lists its product as uncharacterized. Lineage: Eukaryota; Metazoa; Mollusca; Gastropoda; Neomphalida; Peltospiridae. The coding region runs from base 268 to 1872 and encodes 534 amino acids. The transcript is spliced from 4 exons. The record is from RefSeq and is a predicted model, not a curated record.